This is a messenger RNA of Elgaria multicarinata webbii, 2909 nucleotides long. It is a transcript of the gene PDE2A, whose product is annotated as phosphodiesterase 2A. Lineage: Eukaryota; Metazoa; Chordata; Lepidosauria; Squamata; Anguidae. The coding region runs from base 23 to 2812 and encodes 929 amino acids. Gene Ontology annotation, biological process: negative regulation of receptor guanylyl cyclase signaling pathway; cGMP catabolic process; positive regulation of gene expression. The transcript has 30 exons. The record is from RefSeq and is a predicted model, not a curated record. Gene Ontology annotation, cellular component: mitochondrial outer membrane; nucleus; mitochondrial inner membrane. Gene Ontology annotation, molecular function: 3',5'-cyclic-AMP phosphodiesterase activity; 3',5'-cGMP-stimulated cyclic-nucleotide phosphodiesterase activity; 3',5'-cyclic-GMP phosphodiesterase activity.
GCCAGCGGGAGGAUGCGGAGCCAUGGGCCAGGCUUGCGGCCACGCCAUCCUCUGCCGGAGCCAGCAGUACCAGCCCGCGGCGUCUGACAUACGGGGCCAGCAAGUGUUCCUGAAGGCCGGGGAUGCCGCCCCUUCCGUGGAGACGCUACAGGAUGCCUUGCUGAGCCUGGGCUCCGUAAUCGACAUCUCGAGCCUCCGGGAAGUCAUCAAAGAUGCCAUUGCUUCGGUGCUCCCCAAAGUGGAAAGAGUCUACGUCUACGUCCUGGAUGGGGAGACUCGCCUGACGUGCAAUGACCCACCCCACGAGUUACCGCAGGAGGGAAGACUCAGAGAUGCCGUCCUCAAGCAGAAAAGGGUGGACUGCAGCGGACUGCCGCUGGCUGAGCUGCAGGGAAAGCCCAUGGCCGGCUUGGCCGCACCGCUAGCCCCAGAUAAGCAAGUAUUAAUAAUCCCCCUGGUGGACCAGGAUGCCGGGACGGUUGUUUGCGUCAUCCUGAUCCUGGUGUCCUACAAGCGCAUCCAAGCCCUGCAGAAGCUGCAGCCGUGGCCGCAGGUCAUCCUGUCCACCAGCUCAUCGCAAAACUCCCUGGCGAAAACGGGCGGGUCGCCCAAGAGCAGCUACAGCGACUUGGACCGCAAGAUCCUCCAAUUGUGCGGGGAGCUGUAUGACUUGGACGCCGCCUCGCUCCAGCUCAAAGUCAUUAAUUAUCUGAAACAGGAGACGCAGUCCCCAUGUUGCUGCCUCCUGCUGGUGUCAGAAGAUAACAACCAGCUUUUCUGUCAGGUUGUUGGAGAUAAGGUGUUGGAGGAGGAGAUCAGCUUCCCGUUAACGGUUGGACGUCUGGGAAAGGUUGUAGAGGAGAAGAAACCCAUCACGCUGCAAGACAUCAGCUUGGAAGAACACAAGCAGCUGGGCAACAUGCUGGGCUUCGAGGUGACGGCCAUGCUCUGCGUCCCCGUCAUCAGCAGGGCCACGUCCCAGGUGGUGGCUCUGGCGUGCGCCUUCAACAAGCUCGGGGGAGAGAGCUACACGGAAACGGACGAGCGCAAGAUCCAGCACUGCUUCCGCUACACCUCCACGGUGCUGACCAGCACGCUGGCCUUCCAGAAGGAGCAGAAACUCAAAUGCGAGUGUCAGGCUCUUUUGCAAGUGGCCAAGAAUCUCUUCACACACCUGGAUGACGUGUCGGUGCUGCUGCAGGAGAUCAUCACGGAAGCGCGGAAUCUCAGCAAUGCCGAAAUAUGCUCAGUGUUCCUCCUGGACAGAAUCAGCCAUGAACUGGUGGCCAAAGUAUUUGAUGGUGGUGUGGUGGAUGAUGAGAGCUAUGAAAUCCGGAUCCCGGCAGAUCAGGGCAUAGCAGGUCACGUGGCAACAACGGGGAAAAUCCUCAACAUCAAGGAUGCGUAUUCCCAUCCCCUCUUCUACCGUGGUGUGGAUGACAGCACUGGGUUCCGGACCAGGAAUAUCCUCUGCUUCCCCAUCAAGGACGAGAACCAGGAUGUCAUCGGAGUGGCUGAGUUGGUCAACAAAAUCAAUGGACCUUGGUUCAGCAAGUUUGAUGAGGACCUGGCCACCGCAUUCUCCAUCUACUGUGGCAUCAGCAUUGCCCAUUCUCUGCUCUACAAGAAAGUCCAUGAGGCCCAGUACCGAAGCCACCUGGCCAACGAGAUGAUGAUGUACCAUAUGAAGGUAUCUGACGAUGAAUAUACCAAGCUUCUCGAUGAAGGAAUCAAGCCAGUUUUAGCCAUUGACUCAAGCUUUGCUCAGUUCACGUACACGCCGCGUUCUCUCCCUGAGGACGACACGUCUAUGGCCAUUCUGAGCAUGUUGCAGGACAUGAACUUCAUCAGUAGCUACAAAAUUGACCGCCAAACGCUUGUCAGGUUCUGCCUGAUGGUGAAAAAGGGAUACAGGGACCCUCCCUACCACAACUGGACCCAUGCCUUCUCUGUCUCCCACUUCUGCUACCUGCUCUACAAAAACCUGGAGCUGGUCAAUUACCUGGAAGACAUCGAAAUCUUUGCCCUGUUCAUCUCCUGCAUGUGCCACGACCUGGACCACCGGGGCACCAAUAACUCUUUCCAGGUGGCUUCGAAAUCGGUCCUGGCUGCCCUGUACAGCUCAGAAGGCUCCGUGAUGGAGAGGCACCAUUUUGCCCAGGCUAUCGCCAUCCUGAACACCCACGGCUGUAACAUCUUUGAUCAUUUCUCGCGGAAGGAUUACCAAAGGAUGCUGGAUUUGAUGCGGGACAUUAUCCUGGCCACCGACCUUGCUCACCAUUUAAGGAUCUUCAAAGACCUCCAGAAAAUGGCGGAAGUUGGCUAUGACCCCAAGAACAAGCAUCACCACAGCCUCCUGCUGUGCCUUCUCAUGACCUCAUGCGACCUCUCAGACCAGACGAAAGGCUGGAAAACCACCCGCAAGAUAGCAGAACUGAUCUACAAGGAGUUCUUCUCCCAGGGAGACCUGGAGAAAGCCAUGGGCAACCGGCCAAUGGAGAUGAUGGACCGGGAGAAAGCCUACAUCCCUGAGCUGCAGAUCAGCUUCAUGGAGCACAUCGCCAUGCCUAUCUACAAGUUGCUCCAGGACCUCUUCCCCAAGUCAACCGAGCUGUACGAGAGAGUGGCCAGCAACCGGGAGCACUGGACCAAAGUGUCACACAAGUUCACCAUCCGGGGCCUCCCCAGCAACAACUCCCUGGACUUUCUGGACGAGGAGUACGACCUGCAGACCAUGGGCGACAACAAUGGCAUCAGGAUGAACGGGUGCCUGGACUCUGAAGAGGGGCACAUGGAGGCGGAGCUGGAAUGACAUCCCGCCUCCCCGCUUGUACGGACCGGACACACACAAGUGCGACUUUGUAACCCUUUCCCUCCUGGGAAAGGAUGGGGCUGAUUUUGGAAACAAA